Haliotis rufescens (red abalone) is the source of this 3561-nucleotide messenger RNA. Its product is annotated as transcription initiation factor TFIID subunit 6-like. The coding region runs from base 202 to 2103 and encodes 633 amino acids. The record is from RefSeq and is a predicted model, not a curated record. Gene Ontology annotation, biological process: RNA polymerase II preinitiation complex assembly; transcription initiation at RNA polymerase II promoter. Lineage: Eukaryota; Metazoa; Mollusca; Gastropoda; Lepetellida; Haliotidae. The transcript is spliced from 12 exons. Gene Ontology annotation, molecular function: protein heterodimerization activity; RNA polymerase II general transcription initiation factor activity; transcription coactivator activity. Gene Ontology annotation, cellular component: transcription factor TFIID complex; SAGA complex; SLIK (SAGA-like) complex.
GAGGAUAAAUGGCGUCUUCUGAGAAGUCGUGUAUUGACAUCCGCGUAAAUUUUGCGUGUAUUUAUAAAAUCUCCAAAUGAAGCUCUUCAUUAAACGUUCAAGCUGCUUUAUGAAGUAUCCAUUACACAUUUAGGAUAUAUACACACACUCGAGGAAGCAACCUUUGAGUGAAAACCUUUAACGCACAGUCAGAACAUCAGGAUGUCAAAGGGUGGCUCAAAGGAUGGAAAGGAAGGGAAGGUCAGCAGUCACCUGACCGUGGAGUCCAUGAAAACCAUUGCAGAGUCAGUGGGAGUUUCUGGACUUGCUGAUGAGGCAGCAUCACAACUAGCAGAGGACUGUACAUAUAGGAUGAAGCAAAUUAUUCAGGAAGCUGUUAAGUUUAUGCAUCAUGGUAAAAGACGGAAACUGUCUACAUGGGACUUUGACCAGGCACUGCAGGUCAAGAACAUUGAGCCCCUGUACGGCUUCCAUUGUCCUGAUCUGAUCCCGUUCAGAUUUGCCAGUGGUGGUGGCCGAGAACUUCAUUUCAAUGAAGAGAAGGAGCUGGACCUGCAAGACAUCAUUAAUGGUCAACUGCCCAAAAUACCUCUAGAUGUCACUCUUAAAGCUCAUUGGUUGAGUAUUGACGGAGUCCAGCCAUCCAUCCCAGAGAACCCUCCCCCAGCCACGAAGGAGCAGCUGAAGAUUGAGAGCCUGGACACUAACAUCAAGACUGCUAUUGACAAGGUUCUCAAGCCCAAGACACAAGCCGAAGGAGGCAAAGCCAAACAUAAGAUGAAGAGUGGAGCUGAGAUGGUCAAACUGAAGAAUCUAUCCAUGCAUGAACUUUCCGUGGAGCAGCAGUUGUACUACAAGGAAAUCACAGAGGCUUGUGUCGGACCUGACGAGGGAAGACGAUCGGAAGCCCUGCAGAGUCUUGCCACAGACCCAGGACUACAUCAGAUGCUGCCUCGGUUCAGUACAUUCAUAUCAGAGGGGGUUAAAAUCAACGUGGUUCAGAACAACCUAGCUCUGCUCAUCUACCUGAUGAGGAUGGUCAAGUCUCUCAUGGAUAACCAGACGCUCUACUUGGAGAAAUAUCUGCAUGAGAUAAUUCCUGCAGUAGCAACUUGUAUUGUGAGCAGACAACUGUGUCUACGUCCUGAUGUGGACAAUCACUGGGCUCUCCGAGACUUUGCUUCCCGACUCAUGGCACAGAUCAGCAAAAAUUUCAGCAGUAACACCAACAACAUCCAAGCCCGUAUCACCAAGACUUUCAGCAAGGCUCUGUUAGGAGACAAGUCUGCACUGGCCACACAGUAUGGGGCUCUGUCGGGGUUGGGGGAACUUGGGCCAGAGGUGACGAAGACGUUCCUGCUGCCUCACAUCAAGGGGCUUGGGGAUAGGAUGAGGAUGGCACUAGAGGGUCAGAUACUCAACAACGCUGACAAGAUUGCUGCUGAACAUAUCAAGAAACAAUUAACUAAAUAUGUCCCACCAGUCCUGAAGAACCUCAAAUCUCCGAGCGAGACGUUAGAGGACUACAACAAUGAGUUUGGGUAUGUGGGUGCGCUGCUGUACAAUGCUACCCUGAAGGAGAGGCAGACUCCCACAGUCAGCACCUGCCCUGUCACCCCAGCCAGGCCAACUGUGCAGCUGCAGCCGUCUCGGCCUCAGAUAUUGAUCCAGUCAUCAGGAUCUACAUCACAACCAGGCACCCCCACCACUCCAAGGUUCCCCACCCCCACAGGAGCGGUACCAAGAACACCUACCACUCCCUCCCUGGGGGGGGCACAAAAGUAUGUCAUUGUCUCAUCGCAGCCUCGCUCCACCACCCCUUCAUCACAGAACAUCACCAUCAACAGUGGCAGUGCUGGGUCAGCCCCGACAAUUGUUAAACUUGUUACCACAGCUCAAGGAGCUAACACUAACACAGUGCCUAGAACUACUCCACAGAAAAUUGUGGUCAUGUCCAUGCCCUCUAGCGGGUCAGGGUCACAGCAAGGUCAGAUGUUGACCCCAGGUGCUUCAGAUGACCUUGGCGUCAAAAGUGUGUUUGGAGGUCAAGGUUCAAACUUUUCAUUUGCAGUCAAAAAGGACCCAGAACAGAGAGAUACAUGAAGUAAAGGAUUUAAGAUGUCAAGGACCAAAUAUAUCCAGGUGGAUGCAAAGUGUGUGUUACUUUAUGCUCAGCUGGGGGGCACAGGUGUCCCAGUCGUCUAAGGUGCAGCGAUUUGCUGUGCAGAGUUGCGUCCCUUGGACACGCCAGAAACCUAUGAUUGUGGGUUCGAAUCCCAGUUCGCCCCGAUUAUGUUUCUAGGUUUGUCAGCACCAUACCCGUGCUUGUGGGUUUCACUGAAGUGGUAAACGUCUAAGACCUGCAUCACUUCGGCUUUCCUCCCACAUUAAGCUGACACGCCGUGAUAUAACUGGAAUACUGUUUAAAGCGGCGUUAAACCCAACUCACUCACUCACGCUCAGCUGGAUGAUUACCAUGGUUACAAUGGAUGUGAGAUAUCGUACAAUGGAGACUUAACUGUUGAUUCUGAAUCGCAAAGGGAUCGUCUCUGCUCCUCACAUCUCUGUCAUUCCAACAUUGUCAAAUAGGAAUAGUGUGUUAAAUCCUUAAAUUUCUAACACGACUAAACAGUUUUCUGUAUCAACCUCAAACAAUAGAUAUGUGUACAUGGGGAGCGUAAACAGCGCCAAACCUAUGUGGCACUGCAACUCAAUGUGGAGAGUUGUGCCCCUUGGCUGCCAUGACAAAAGUAGUUGGUCCCUGACACUGACAUCUUCCCGAGGCAAGGAGUUAACUGACGAUAAAAGUCCAGUUUCCACCCUUGCCGAACUAGGCUGGUAUUAUGGAGUUAGAUUUUGGCUGAACUAACGAGUCUAUGCACAGUCCAAUCAAAAUCGCCCAGCGAAAUCGAAAUCCGGUUCGUAAACUGUCAUGCAGAGUUCGGUCGAUUGCAGGAUUUGCAAAGCAUAUGCACCGCCAACUCGUUGUCAACAGAUAUUUUCCAAAUCUUUUCAUGUUUUUAAUCAAGGUACUCAAGUGAUUUGAUGCAUUUCGCAAAGCAAGAACCGUUUUAUCACAAUAUACAUCUUGAUUGUCGUUCAGUUUGUCUCGACUCGGCGCCACCAUUUUGUUUUAAGCAAAUGCAAGUUAUACAAGAGGUGGAAUCUGAUUGGUCCAUAGGCGAGACAUAGAAGGGAAAUAACUCGUAACAGCCACUGGUGGCGCUAGGAUCGAACCCCGGAAUUCCAGCCUUGUUCGGCAAGGGUGGAAACCUGACUUUUAAAUCAGUUAACUCUCUUGCCUCGGGAAGAUGUGACACUGACUAUCAUUGGCUGACUAAGAACCAGGCAAUGCUUGUGGUUUUCACCAAAGUGGUGAUCUGUGAUCAUCACUAUUGGAAGGAAUAGCUCUUCUUGUAGUGACAUUCCAUACAGGGGGUCUCACAUUGAAUUGCAUUCCACUUACAUUGGCAUAUGUAUAAAUUUGAAACAGUAUUGCUGUACAUCAUGACUGCACACAUCAUUAUCAUGUCUUUUGUAAGUAAAACAAUAUGCUGGUCA